AUGGAAAAGCUUGAAUUCCUCAUAGCUCAUGUGGAGGACCUGAGGAACAAGUUAGAGACACAAGAAAAAGCAAAUAAGGCUCUCAAAAAGGAAGUCAAACAUAUUGCGGAUGAACAGCAAAAGUGGAAAGGAGCUGUAGCUGUACUGAAAAGUGAGAGAAACAGAGAUGAACAAUCAAAACUAAACAAAAAUGUAAUUAUAAGUGGUUUACCGAAGAUUAAGGAAAAUAAUGAAGAAAACCUCAACACCGUAUUUCGCAUUAGUGAGAAACUUGAAGUAAAUCUUACAAAAGAAGUAGUUACAUGCAAAAGAAUUGGAAAAGGAGCAAAUAGUCAACUCAAGGUCAUGUUUGAGAAUGAAGAAUUGAAAAAGAAAUUUAUGGAAGCUAAGAAAAAGACGAAUUUGAACUCAAGCCAACCAGGAUUUGUAGAAAAACAUCCUAUCUACAUUAAUCACGAGUUGACAUCAGAAAAUCAGCUUUUAUUCAAAAAUACAAGGGACUUCAAGAGACAGUAUAAUUAUAAGUUUGCCUGGAUAUCACAAGGAAGAAUUCUACUGAAGAAAACUGAAACAGGUAGAAAUAUUGAAAUCAAUACUGAAGAAGACCUUAAUAAACUAAUACAAAAAAACUAA
Harmonia axyridis is the source of this 633-nucleotide messenger RNA. RefSeq lists its product as uncharacterized. Bases 1 to 633 code for a protein of 210 amino acids. NCBI's taxonomy places the organism in Eukaryota, Metazoa, Arthropoda, Insecta, Coleoptera, Coccinellidae. The transcript has a single exon. The record is from RefSeq and is a predicted model, not a curated record.